UUGAGCCGGACUCACUGCUUCAGCUGUUCUCCAAAGUUGGACGUGGAUGGAGAGGCGUUGGCGGAGAUGAAGGCCACGCAGAAGUUCAUGAAGGUGUUUGUGACCCGUCGGAUCCCGCAGGACGGGUUGAGGACAUUGACCGAGUCCGGAAUCUGCAACAUUCAGCAGUGGGACUCUGAUGAGCCAGUUCCGAAGGAAGAGCUGCUGAAGGGAGUUGCAGGGGUUCAUGGCCUCUACUGUAUGUUGACGGACAAGAUCGACAGUGAGGUUUUGCAAGCGGCAGGGCCGUGUUUGAAAGUUAUCAGCACGUUAUCCGUUGGAUUUGACCAUCUUUCACUGGGUGAAAUUAAAAACCGGGGAAUCCGUGUGGGCUACACUCCUGAUGUUCUGACUGACUCCACUGCUGAACUCACUGUGGCUUUGCUCCUAGCGACAUCUCGUCGAUUAAUGGAAGCAGCCGAAGAAGUGAAAAACGGAGGCUGGACUACCUGGAAGCCCCUUUGGAUGUGCGGCUAUGGAUUGGCUGGGAGCACCGUGGGAAUUGUGGGCCUGGGAAGAAUAGGCCUUGCAAUUGCGCAGAGACUGAUGCCAUUUGGAGUGAAGAGAUUCCUAUACACUGGACGACAGCCAAGGCCAGAAGCUGCUGCCAAGAUACACGGUGAAUACGUGCCUCUGAAUGAAUUGGCUGAAGAAUCAGACUUCAUUGUUGUAUCGUGUUCCUUCAGUCCUGAAACCAAGGGAAUGUGUAACGAGGACCUGUUUUCCAAAAUGAAGAAGACAGCAAUAUUUAUUAACACAAGCAGGGGAGCAGUGGUAAACCAGGAUGACCUUUACAAAGCUCUGACCACUGGUCAGAUUGCUGCAGCAGGAAUGGACGUCACUGAUCCAGAGCCGUUGCCCACCGACCAUCCUCUAUUGACACUGAAAAACUGUGUUAUACUGCCUCACAUUGGAAGUGCCACUUAUGCAACUAGAAACACCAUGUCUGUACUGACAGCGAACAACCUCCUGGCUGGUCUAAAGGGAGAACCAAUGCCAAGUGAACUCAGACUGUAACUGGAAAGAUUUGUUAAUUUGCACACAGAGAAAAAUGAUUCAGUGAAUCUCAAAGAAUUUAACUGUGUAAAUUUAGUUUGAAAUUACUUGAACAAUUAGAUUAAGUCUUGAAUUUAAAACAUUGAAAACUUGCAGUUGAAUUGCAAUUAUAAGCAAAUAAGAGUGGAAAAGGCAGGCUUUGUUCUUGUUUGAAUCCAGAAAUUGGAUCUAGCUUAUGAUCAAACAAAAUGAACAUGGCAAGGCUGACGUAAUGCAUAUGCCAUUUAGUUCCUUGAUCAUGAUUGAUCUGUGACCCAAUUCCAUAUACUUGCAUUUUCCUUUCUCACAUAAUAACAAGAAUUUAAAUAAUUGACCCAGAAUCAGUUGCUGUUUGUGGAAGGGCCUUCCAAAUUUUUACCAUACUUUGCAUCCUGGAAGCCCAAUUCUAAUAUUGAGACUUGCCUUGCAUGUGACAUAUUGUUAAAAAAAAAUAAAUUACAUUGCUUUUGGCUCCUA
Messenger RNA from Pristis pectinata (smalltooth sawfish), 1551 nucleotides. Its product is annotated as glyoxylate reductase/hydroxypyruvate reductase-like. Gene Ontology annotation, cellular component: cytosol. The record is from RefSeq and is a predicted model, not a curated record. Lineage: Eukaryota; Metazoa; Chordata; Chondrichthyes; Rhinopristiformes; Pristidae. The transcript is spliced from 9 exons. Bases 67 to 1056 code for a protein of 329 amino acids. Gene Ontology annotation, molecular function: hydroxypyruvate reductase (NADH) activity; glyoxylate reductase (NADPH) activity; NAD binding.